AUGGGCCUACCGAACGAUACUUCUCUCUCCCAUCCCGCUCUUGGGCAGGAUAUCCAGCUCGGCAUGCUCUACGACGCGCGCACCUCGCAAUUCUUCGGCGGCGUUUCCCUUUGGGAUCAUUCCGUGGUCAACGCCAAGCAGGAGCUGAAUGAAGCACAGGUCCAAAACGCGGACUUCGUCCUUUCGCACUCGCUCGAAGAAGCCCGAACCAACUGUUCCCUCGACGCGGAGGGCUCGUUGAGCCUGGACCUCAAACUGUUCAGCGCCACGGGGUCAGCCAAGUUCCUCAACGACAGGAAGGCUACUGCCCACGAGGCUCGCCUCGACGCUUCAUGCACUGUUGUGCGUCGCACCCGCCGGAUUCCUCAAGAGGUGCUCGCGUCGACGAAGUACGGAAAAUAUCUCGACGACGCUCAGUACACACACUUCGUCGCUGAAGUCGUUGAGGGGGGAAGCGCUACACUUAGCUUUGUCCGGGCCUGUUCCUCGGCGGAAGAAGCUAGAAAGAUUACAGGGGAGCUCAAAGUGAGCGUUGUCAAUGUUCCUGUCAGCGGUAGCGACAAGGUCGAGUUCUCUGCCAAGAACGAGUCGCUUUUCGAAAAUGUCAAGAUCUCUUACAGCGGCGCCAUAGCCGAGAAUGUUUCCAGCAUUGAAGAUGCUAGAAGGGUUGCUGGGGAAAUGCCCAAGACGCUGGCUAAGCAGAUGAACACGCUAUACUACAAACUUCUUCCGCUCUCGGUUCUCGACAGGAAAGCCAGCCGGACCAUCUGCAGCUUGGAUACUGGCCUCGUCAACAAGACGGCUGCUGUUCUCAAAGCCGGCUCCACCGCGGGUCUCAUGUUGCAGGAUCUUCUCGGUCAAGAUUUGUCCCAGAAAGAAUUCCCGGCAAUCGGACGGCAGAUUUCAAAUUUCCGGGCUGCCUUUGCUGGCGCCCAAAACGACUUUGAGCAGGAGGCGCGUCGCCUACUUCCUCAACUUCGAGACGGUAACACGGACGAAAACGAAAACGUUGCAGAUCUCCUGAAAGCGGCCAACUUAUUUCAGCGCCAGACUGAGCUUGCCAUGCGGUUCAUCGAUAAGAAGACAAGAGAGGCUAGCGUGCUUCAAAAGACGCUUGAUUCUCUGUUUGAAGAAGAAUUCGAGAACCAUCUGGGAGUGAUGAAGCUUCAAUCUCUCACGGGCGACACGUCACCGAGGCUUUUCCUAUCAUUAGGAGGUCCCUCUAUCGGUAUUCACAAGCACCCACUCCAAGCACGGAUCGAGUCUGGCCGCAAGAACUCUGACACGGGAGAGUCCGACGACGGCUUGGACGAAGAGUGGUUCGAGAACGAUGACAUCAUUGCCUUCGUGAGGCAGUCUUGUUGUGCUCUGCGAAAGCUGCGCUUACUGCCACCUGCAACCGCUCCAAUUUGUUUUGGGGUUGCAAGCAUAGAUACCGCAUACCGCCCUGGCGGCCAAAAGAAGGUCAAGACCAGUAUUGGCGACAUCAUCCUCGACAACCAGGGAAGGUUUACCAUCGUUACCGGAAUGCUUCCCAGAGCUCCUGCAGCGCCAUAUUUAGCCAUCGAUGGUAAGACAAUUGCAGUAGCUCUGGUCCGGGCACGAGAGGACCUUGAAAAUGAAAUCAUACCGACCACAGGCUUUCUGAUCAGAUAUCGACGGCGUCAAAGUCCUCUUCGAAGCGCCGCCUUCCCCAAGGCAAUCGAGAAUGAUUCUCCCACAGAGGUUUGCUGCGCCGCUUCAGAGUCGCAUUUAGUCCUUGGAUCGCUGUCAGACAACUCCGACUACGAAGUUGAAGUCAGCGUCCAGACUAUGGUCGGGGCGUCUGCCUGGAGUCCUGUAACAGUUGUUCACACGCCUAAGCCAUCGACUAUAGCUCGCCAGAUGAUGGAGUUCUUUGAGAAGACUAGGCGGCUGCGACUGCAAGGUUAA
Messenger RNA from Colletotrichum siamense, 1932 nucleotides. It is a transcript of the gene VTXB, whose product is annotated as Verrucotoxin subunit beta. Lineage: Eukaryota; Fungi; Ascomycota; Sordariomycetes; Glomerellales; Glomerellaceae. The transcript has a single exon. Gene Ontology annotation, molecular function: protein binding. The record is from RefSeq and is a predicted model, not a curated record. The coding region runs from base 1 to 1932 and encodes 643 amino acids.